Messenger RNA from Metarhizium album ARSEF 1941, 321 nucleotides. Its product is annotated as Helix-loop-helix DNA-binding protein. NCBI's taxonomy places the organism in Eukaryota, Fungi, Ascomycota, Sordariomycetes, Hypocreales, Clavicipitaceae. Gene Ontology annotation, biological process: regulation of transcription by RNA polymerase II. The coding region runs from base 1 to 321 and encodes 106 amino acids. The transcript is spliced from 2 exons. Gene Ontology annotation, molecular function: DNA-binding transcription factor activity, RNA polymerase II-specific; protein dimerization activity; RNA polymerase II cis-regulatory region sequence-specific DNA binding. The record is from RefSeq and is a predicted model, not a curated record.
AUGUCGUCGCCGAAUAAUACAUCAACAUCGUCCAAGGAGAAUGCCGCUGUCGGAGCUGACGAGAAGCCUCGCCUGACCGAAGAGGAGAAGAAGCAGAAUCAUAUUGCUUCAGAACAAAAGCGCAGGCAGGCCAUUCGCGAAGGCUUCGACCGCCUAACUGAACUUGUUCCCGGUCUGGAAGGCCAAGGCCGCUCCGAGGGUCUUGUGCUGAAGCGCACCGUCGAAUACAUGCGCCAACAAAUGCAAGAACGCCGCGCCCUCAUUGCGCGCAUUGAGCAGUCGGGCGGCCAUGUAGACGACGAGCUCAAGAAGUUGAUUUAA